Messenger RNA from Caenorhabditis remanei, 2076 nucleotides. RefSeq lists its product as uncharacterized. The coding region runs from base 1 to 2076 and encodes 691 amino acids. The transcript is spliced from 12 exons. Gene Ontology annotation, molecular function: DNA binding. NCBI's taxonomy places the organism in Eukaryota, Metazoa, Nematoda, Chromadorea, Rhabditida, Rhabditidae. The record is from RefSeq and is a predicted model, not a curated record.
AUGGUUCGUCCUAGGAAAAUUCAAGAAUCUUCUGAAUCUCCAACACCGAAGAGGAGGACAUCGACCCGUCGAGCCGUUCCCUCCACCCCCUACUGUCUUCCAUCAUCAGACUCUUCUGAUGAUGAAGCUCCGCCCCCAAAACGGAAGAAGGAUCUGGAAACUUCUCAGUCUUCCCGUCGGAUUGCCGCCAAGGCAACAAAUCCAGAAUUUACUGAAGAAAAGUUGAGAAAUAUCCUUCGAAAGUUUGCACCCCCAUCUUUCCCGCCUUCUGAAUCUAAAGAAGAGCCCACAUCAAAAGUUGAAAAAGCUGUUAAGAAGAAGGCGACGAAAAAAAAGAGAAAAAGUGGCAAACCGGAGCCUCCCCAAGAAAAUUCCUCCCCACUGACUGAAAAUAUUGAGAAGUGGGAUGAGAGAACAACUCUCAUGGAUAUCUAUAAACAAGAACCGAAUCCCUCGAGACAAAUGAUAAAAGAGAUUGCAAAAGUGCUGAAAAAGAAGCAGAGAAGAGUGUCUUGGUUCUUCAGAUAUCAAAGGAAUAAGGAAAAGAAUUCGGGCAAAUAUUCGCAUGUUACCCCGGAUAUCAGACUGAAGUUAGAAGAAGAGUUCAACGCGAAUCAGAAUCCGUCGACUGAACGGAAGAGAGAGGUGGCUGCUGCCAAUAAUCUGAUUUUGAAAACGGUGACCAAUUGGUUUGUGAUAAGAAGAAUGAAAGAGAAGGAUCCGGAGAAAUGGAAAGAGAUGAAAGAAAAGAACAAAGCAUGGGAAAGAGAUAGAAAACGACGGUUGAGACUUGAGUCAAACAAGCCGCCGCCGUUCAAAUUCAGUGAAGAACAGAGGAACUUCAUGGUUGGAAAACUCAACGAGGGUCAUGAAAUUACAAUGAAACAAAGCAAAGAGUGGGCAAAGGAGAUCAAUUUGAACGGGUACCAGGUUUACACCUUCAUCCGAAGAUUCAAGCUAAAACAAAUAGAUCCAGAAUAUGCGAAGAGAAUGAGAAAACAACAUAGAGAAAACAGUAGAAAGAGGAGAAAGGAAAGCAAGGAGGAAAAGGACGAACGUCGACCAGCUGGAACCCCGCUCACUGAAGAAGAAGCCAUUCCAAUAAUCGAAAAGGUUCUCAAGGAGAAUCCUUACUACCGUGAAUGUGGAAACGGUGUCUUGAUAAAUACAUUAUUCUGGUCCAAAUCAAAAAUCAAUCAUUACAUUUGUCAAAAUCCAUUGACCGAAGGAAAGACGCUUAAUGAUUUGAAAAUGGUACUUACUCAACCAAUAAUGAAGACGAUUGAACCCGCGUUUGAGCGAAAUCCAUUCGUUACCGCUUCACAAGCGAGAGCGUGGGGUAAACAGUUCAAAGUGAAACCGCAAACGUUUCACACGUUUGCGUUCAACUCAAGAACAAGGAUAUUAAAGAAAUAUCUGUCGGAUGGACAACAGAUUGACACCCUCCCCACCACAAUGAGAUUACUGGAAACGGAAUAUUUUAAGAGGACUUUUGUCGAGUCGGUGACGGAAGCAGCUGAAAUAAUUGAAAGAACCAAAGUGGAGUUCCGUCACGCUCUCGGUUACUUCUCGAUGAGACGACGAUUGGAUAGAGAACGAGGAGUAGAUGUUAUCAAGGAGGAGGAUAUUCCAAAGAUUUACUAUAAAGAUUUCAAAAACAAUCAGAAGGUCUCGUCAAAGACUCCCGAAUCGGAGGAGAGGGUGAAGUUGGAGGAACCAGAUUACGAGAGUUCUAUUGAGGCUGAAAAUUAUGAUGAUUUGGGAGAUGAAUUGGAGAAAGAAGAUCAGCCACCAGCUAUCAAAGAAGAGGAAGAUUCAGAUGAUGAAUUGGAGCAAAAAUAUCAACCACCAGUCAACGUCAUCAAACAAGAAGAUUUUGAUGUUGUUUCUGCUUUUAAUCGGCAAGCUGGCGUGGAGAGUACUGACGAUGAAUCUGAUGACGACUCGGAUGACGACACGGAUUCGGAAAAUUUCGAUUCAGAAUGGAGUUCUGAAGAUCUUCUUUCUGGUGACGAUGAAGAUAACGAAGAUGGUGGUGCCAACAUGUUGAGAGAACCUAAAGAAGAGAAAAUGUAG